Messenger RNA from Vitis vinifera (wine grape), 1861 nucleotides. RefSeq names its product transcription factor TCP13. Bases 424 to 1473 code for a protein of 349 amino acids. Lineage: Eukaryota; Viridiplantae; Streptophyta; Magnoliopsida; Vitales; Vitaceae. Gene Ontology annotation, cellular component: nucleus. The record is from RefSeq and is a predicted model, not a curated record. Gene Ontology annotation, molecular function: sequence-specific DNA binding; DNA-binding transcription factor activity. The transcript is spliced from 2 exons.
UGUACCAUUGCUUUUUCUUUAUUUUUCCAUGGAGCAUGGUCCGUUGAAUUCCAGCAUCUUCUCUUUCUCAAACUGCACAACUUCUUCACUAAGUUUAUUCUCUUCAGUGAAAGCAAUUUCCAAUCUUGAAACCUAUACAUAGCUUGGUUGAGUUCACUGCCAGAUUUAGAAGGUGCAUUCAAACAGUUGUGCAGUAUAUCUCUACCUUUCUUAUCAGUUGACAAUCAACGGCCUAAUUAAUCUGAUCUGCUACCAGAAGCAUAGAACUUUCAGUGUUCAUAUAGUCUUGAGAAAUUGCAUGAAGAAAUCUCAUGCAACAAAGUCCAUUUGAAAGCAUGGAAGAAGAAUCUGAGUACCUUAUGCUGGAAAAGGAAAAUUUUCCAUUAUUUCAUUUCAUUAUGCACCAAUUAUGAGUGAUAGAAGAUGACUACAAGUUCAAGAGAAGCAGAUUUUUCAGCAAAACUGGAAGGCGAUGAAAGCGAUGCCAGGAUCGCUAAGAAUUCAUCUACUUCAACACCAUGGCUAAGGUUAAAGGAUCCACGAAUUGUGCGUGUCUCUCGUGCUUAUGGAGGAAAAGACAGGCAUAGCAAGGUUUGCACUGUAAGAGGAUUGAGAGACAGGCGAGUGAGACUUUCUGUACCGACUGCUAUUCAAUUGUAUGAUCUUCAAGAUAGGCUUGGGCUUAAUCAGCCUAGCAAGGUUGUUGAUUGGUUGCUUAAUGCAGCUAAGCAUGAAAUCGAUGAACUCCCUCCACUCCAAAUGCCGCCUGGGAACUUUGUCCAAAGUCAUCAACCAAUGAUAACUUCUCUUGAAGUAGGUGCCUCUCAAUUCAACAAGGAAGAACUGAAGAUCAGUAAUGGUAUUGAUUGGGAAGAUCCAAGUGGAUUACCUAGAUCAAGUUUUUGGGGCUCCAAUGCAUUUCUGAGGGCUAAGUCAAAGGAAGUUCCAAGAGAAAAUGUCAAUGAAAAAGUAAAUUGGAUGAAGAGGAAUGAGGAAGGUGGACAAGUUUCAUCAAACAUAUUUCCUCCCAGAACCAAUCAAUCUUCCUUGCCAGGCUUGCUGAGCAGUUCCAUGCCUUAUGGUCCUUACUAUCAUUUGGAGCCUUCGAAUCUUUCUCUUUCCACUUUAGGAAGCCAUGGAUUGACAUCCCAAACAGAAGAUCUCCACAACUUCAGUGUUGUACCCCUGCCAUCUUCAUUGUCCCUAACAUCUGGUUCUCAAGUUUUGGUUUGUCCACCCGGAGCAACACAGUCCUAUUUUCCUCCACAUGUUCCCACUUCAAUGGAGUUUGAUCCAAGACAAAUCAACCAUUUUCAGUUGUUAAGCUCAAGUUCACAAAAUAUCUUGCCAAAUGCUCUUACACCUCCUCUUUAUUCCAUAGGCCAACCUGUGAGACCCUUGCAUUUGAGUAUGGCUCAUAAAAUUCACCAUUCUCAAAGCAUCAAUGGAGGUCAUCCAAAUAAGGACAGUUAAUUCCAUCUAAUUUAAUGACCCAAAAGCAUGAGAGGUACAAGAAGGAGAUUUUCUUUCAAGCAAAUGCAUUGUGGCUCAAACAAGGAAUUCAUGGAAGCUAAGAGGAUGUAGUCUUCAAUUGCACCAGUUAAUUCUGAUCAAUCUACCUUACAUUUGGAGCGGACAAUCUUUCUCACCAGGUUCAUAAUCUUGCUCGAGGUGAGCAGACUGGAAAUGAAUUAAUUCGCCAAAUUUGUAUUGCACUGUAGAAUCUUUGUUGCUGUGUAAAUUAUUGAUACUGGUAAGAUAAUAUCAUUGUGUGCAGAAAUCACAUAUAUAUUUUGAUUCAGCAUAUUAAGAAUGUGACCGAAAAUUGAAGAAAAUGCUUGAAAACAUGAUUUAUUUUCAA